AUGGGCAACCUCCUCGCAAAAUGCGAAUCUCUUAUGCUUGAUGGCAGAAUAGUUAAGGGGUAUACACAUGAGAGGUUCUUUGACAUUAUUGGGCAAUCGGUGCUAAAUGGCGUCAGAAGUUCUGAAGCAAAACUUGGUGGUACUACAUCUUUGAGGUGA
Ilex paraguariensis (yerba mate) is the source of this 159-nucleotide messenger RNA. The record is from the annotation of a GenBank genome assembly. Lineage: Eukaryota; Viridiplantae; Streptophyta; Magnoliopsida; Aquifoliales; Aquifoliaceae.